Frieseomelitta varia is the source of this 3259-nucleotide messenger RNA. Its product is annotated as polynucleotide 5'-hydroxyl-kinase NOL9. The record is from RefSeq and is a predicted model, not a curated record. The transcript has 6 exons. Gene Ontology annotation, biological process: cleavage in ITS2 between 5.8S rRNA and LSU-rRNA of tricistronic rRNA transcript (SSU-rRNA, 5.8S rRNA, LSU-rRNA). Gene Ontology annotation, cellular component: nucleus. Gene Ontology annotation, molecular function: polynucleotide 5'-hydroxyl-kinase activity. Lineage: Eukaryota; Metazoa; Arthropoda; Insecta; Hymenoptera; Apidae. The coding region runs from base 367 to 3066 and encodes 899 amino acids.
AUAUUGGUUUAUUUUGAAAUUAGUUAUGAAAAACGUGUCCUCCGAUGAUUUGAACUUUCUCGCUUCGCGAUCGAAUUUCACGAGAUACGAGAAUGAGAACGACGCAAACGAAAAAAUUAAAGAUAAAAAUUUUGAAAAUUGGCGCGAAACGAACUAAAGCGUGAGUAAAACGUCGACCGAUUAGAAUGCCUCUUAACAAUUUUAUCUGUUGCGUUUGUGAUUAAGGUAUUCCCCAAGGUUUAUCCCAAAGUUUUUCCCAAAACGUGUGCUGUCUCGUUUAAGGAGUUUCAAAUUUAGGAAAUUGCCGGAAUAUAAAGCACGAAACAAGCCCAAGAAAAAGGAAAGUAGUUUAUUAAAUGAUCAAAUAUGAGCUCUUUGAACGGAAGUAGAAAUGUUGUGGAAAACAGUCCACUACCUGAAGAUUCGUUGAACACAAAACAAUUGCUCUUGCAGUGCAAUUUAAAACGAAGAAAGAAAAAACCCGCUGAUGUAAACGGAGCCGAACAUUCUAUGGAUCUUUCCUUCCAGAGCGAUGGCUCUGCGGAAGCACAAUUAACCAAAGACACAAAUAAGAAGCACCACACUGAUGUUUCAAAGCAAAAAACCAUAGGUUCGCCUGUGAUAAUAGAAGCUCUGUCGGAAGAUUUAUCCUCGCUCAGUAUACCUGAAUUAUUUAAACAACAAGGACAACUAAGAAGAAUGAAAGACACACACAGUAUACCUGAAUUAUUUAAACAACAAGGACAACUAGCAAGAAUGAAAAACAAUGUAUUCAACAGUAGUCAUUUACAUAUAUCGAAUCUGAAGAGUGAUACCUCUGUCAUUGUUGCUGAAUCGUUAAAUUCAAACAGUUCAUGCAGUCAAAGAAAUGAUACCAACGUUGUAUCACCAUCUAAGAAUAAUCGCGAAUUACCCAAGGAUAAGAAGCAAUUGCAAAGUAACGAUUGUGAUACACUUACUAGUCCAGGAAAACAUUUAGCUUUGGUUGGAGAAGCUAAAAAAUCCGAUAUCUGUGAAAUCGAAGGAAAUAGUAGCUCUAUUGUUGGAGAAGCUAAAAAAUCCGAUGUCUGUGAAAUCGAAGGAAAUAGUGGCUCUGUUGUCAAUAAUAUACAGGACAAUGCUUUCAAAAUGGAAGCUUCAAGUUAUAAAGAAACUCUUCUCUCUAUUGGAGAAGCUAAAAAAUCUGAUGUCUGUGAAAUCGAAGGAAAUAGUGGCUCUAUUGUUGGAGAAGCUAAAAAAUUCGAUGUCUGUGAAAUCGAAGGAAAUAGUGGCUCUGUUGUCAAUAAUAUACAGGACAAUACUUUCAAAAUGGAAGCUUCAAGUUAUAAAGAAACUCUUCUUACUAAUCAGCAAUCAAUACGAUUUUAUUGCUUACAGACCAAGGUAGCCGUCGUUAUGUCAAAAGAUGCACGAUUUUGUUUCACUGGAAAAUUAAUCGUGCAAGUGAUAUAUGGUGCAAUAGAAGUUUACGGAUACGUUAUUACUACACAGAAGAAUCCAAUUGAAAUUUAUUCACCCAGAGGGUACAGUAAUGUUUCGAUCAAAGCGAGCGAAAAAUUUUCGCAAAAUGUCGAGUCAGAUAUUUGGGUGUUUCUUUCCAAAGAAGGUAUUGAUCAAAACCAAGAGAACAAAUUGGUUGACGAGGUCAAACAGAUUAAACCUGGCAUGACGAUUGUCUUGUUAUCCAACUUGGAAAACAAAUUGACUAGAUUUUUACAUGUCUUUUAUCCGUUCAAACUAUUCCCGGAAAUAAAAAGUGUACCCUAUCAUUCUUGGAUUGACACCAGAAGGGCUGAAAGAAUGUUACAAUCGAAUCUUUAUGUUGAUAAUCAAGCAUGCAAAGAAAUAAUUGUUGAUCCACGUGUUGCACAAGAAGUUGCCGACAAAAUAUUGACCCGUUGGAAUGCGAACGAAUGGUCGUGUACUUUAAUAGCCGGUGGGAAGAGCGUUGGAAAAUCAACUACGAUGCGCUAUUUGAUAAACAGUCUACUACCUGUUUCUAAAAUGGUAGUUCUUUUUGAUGUUGAUCCAGGACAAACAGAAUGCACGCCAGCUGGCUGUAUAUCGUACAGUUUGAUCGAGCAACCCUUGAUGGGACCAAAUUUCACGCAUUUAAAGACUCCGGCAUUCCAAGUAUAUAUCGGAGAUGUAAACGUGGCGCGAUGCAUUACACGAUAUAUCGAUGGUAUCAAAAUGUUGGUUGACAAAUUGUCAAGUUGUCCAGUUUUGUCACGACUACCUAUCGUCAUAAACACGAUGGGUUUUCCACAAGGUCUCGGUUGGGACAUUAUUUUAUUUACAAUCAAAUUGAUUCGACCUUCUUUCGUGGUACAGAUUAUAUCUGAGAAGCCAAAAAACAAUUAUAUCGAGUAUUUAAGUAAACAAGUAGUAAAUCGACAGCAAGUAUCGUGGCCGACAUGGAGUACAAAUGUUACGAAAUCAAAUCUACCAUGCGAUCAUGAAUUAUUCGUAGUACGUUCACACGCGGAAAGUAAAAAUGCUCCAGGAUAUGAAACUUGGAAUAUGGAACCGUAUCAGCAACGAGAACUUGUAAUGAUCUCUUAUCUUAGUGAAAUUGUACAAAACUCUGCUGAUUCCUCAACUCGCUAUGAUUCUGUGUCAUUAAGCAUUAACAAAGCUGUACCAUAUGUAACGCCUUUUGCAUCGUUGUGCAUUUCAAUUCCACAAGUAUCAGUGUCACCGUCGCAUGUGUUGAACGUAGUAAAUGGUAAUAUAGUAGCAUUGUGUGGGAUCGAUGUGAAUAAUAACGAAUUGCGAGCAGAUCAAACCAUGGCUGGUCCACGUAUAUUAAACAGAUCACCCCUUUGCGCUUGUUAUGGAUUUGGUAUCAUUAGAGGAGUUGAUAUGGAGCGACAACAGAUAUUUAUCAAUACACCAUUACCGGUUUCUACAAUGCGGUAUGUAAAUUGUUUGAUGGGAUGUAUACCAGUACCUGUCACGUUGCUACAGACUAAUCAAUUCAAAAAUGUACCUUACACUGGUGGAAAUGAUGUUUCACCAAUGUCUCGAGAACAUCGCAGAGGGUAUUUCCGUAUGAGGUAUUAAAAAGUACAAAAUAAUGCUUGAUGCAAUAACAAUCUGACAUGAAAAAAGAUUGUAUAAUGUAUCAUCCAUUGAUAUUUCUAUUUUUCAAGAAUACAUGUUUAUAUUGUUUUUCUUAUUAUUACAAAAAAAAGAUGUAUAAAACAUAUAUGUUUGAUGUAUACAUAAAUAAAACAGACAAUUUGAAAAGAAAGAC